Messenger RNA from Closterium sp. NIES-67, 345 nucleotides. NCBI's taxonomy places the organism in Eukaryota, Viridiplantae, Streptophyta, Zygnematophyceae, Desmidiales, Closteriaceae. The record is from the annotation of a GenBank genome assembly.
UUAUAACAUGAAGAUAGCAUAAAAUAUAACUAAUAGGCUUAUUUAAGCAAAAGAUGCAUAUAUUAAGAAAUAGGAGAUUCUGUUAUGCAAGAUUUCAAAACCUACCUGUCUACAGCCCCUGUAUUGGCUACAUUAUGGUUUGGAAUAUCAGCUGGCUUAUUAAUAGAGAUUAAUCGUUUUUUCCCAGAUGCAUUGGUACUUCCAUUUGUAUAAGAAUACUAACAAUAUAGUUAUCUUAUAAAUUGCAAAAGAAGAUUUUUUUUGUUGCAUCAACAAAUUAGUUUAAAGAAGAUCUUUAUCUUCGAUUCAUUGAACCUAGAUAUCCAAUAAGUAAACAUUUUGAAA